Messenger RNA from Fusarium odoratissimum NRRL 54006, 873 nucleotides. RefSeq lists its product as uncharacterized. Gene Ontology annotation, molecular function: protein binding. Bases 56 to 787 code for a protein of 243 amino acids. The transcript is spliced from 3 exons. Lineage: Eukaryota; Fungi; Ascomycota; Sordariomycetes; Hypocreales; Nectriaceae. The record is from RefSeq and is a predicted model, not a curated record.
CUCUUCUCGUUCUGUGUUUGUUAUUCGAGUUUCGGGUUACAUCUCGUUAGCCAUCAUGGAUUAUGAAGAUACCAGAGCCCGUAUAGUGCAGGCCCGCGAGUCCGGCGAAUUCACCGAUUUUACAUUGGCAUGCGACGGCCGUGAUAUCAAGGUUCACAAGAUUAUUAUUUGCAGCCAAUCUCCAGUCUUCCGUGCAGCAUGCGCUGGUCAGUUCAAGGAAGCAUUCUCUGGUACAUAUGAUUUGACAUCACAUCAGCCUGAUAUGAUACAGCUCAUGGUCGACUACCUGUAUACGGGCGACUAUUCUAUCGACAUGAACGAAACCGACGAAACCAACACUGCAUCAAAUUCCGGGGCGCUCUCGACUCAUGCAAUAAUGUAUGCUCUGGGGGACGAGUACGACAUCAAAGGGCUCAGAGACCUAUCAGCUCGAAAAUACUCCUGGUCCUUAGACGAAAGCCUAGAACUCGAUGACUUCAUCCUGUCAAUCCCUCAUGUCUAUACCUUAACACCCGAAAGCUCAAGAGGUCUCCGGGAUCCAGCAUUGGAGUAUGCAAGGAACAAAUUGCGAGCAGCGGGAGGACAAUCCGAUAUCCGAGAUGCCUUUGACGAGCUAGUCAUGGAGUGUCCCGAGUUCUUGAAGGAGCUCUUAUACUACUGCGUUCAGGCUCCAUUCUUUGGGUACUGCCCCUGCACUGGUCCACGGAAUAAAGUGCCAGUUGAAGCUGAAGGAUAUCGUUGCAAAGGAUGCGGGAAAGAAGGUGCAAGUCUUAGCAGGCCUGUCUAGCUAAUGCAGGUGAAAGAUUAAAUAUAGCACUACUUGCAGUAAAGACUAUUAAUUAAAGCUAGAGGUCGCCAAGGAUAACUCAAAGU